AGCGUUACCAUUCGUGAUGAAAUGGACGUCUUAGGAAAUUUUAUAUCGCAGUGAAUUUUGUUUAUAUCUCCGAUAAUCUACGUUAAAAACUUUUGUAAUCACUUUUAAAAGCGUCCUUUUGCAAUAAAGAUGUAGUAUCAUUAAAAGUUAAGAGUGGAAAACGUUAAUUUAUUGUAUAUAGCCCUAUGCUUCGAUGUGUGGAGUAAGGCAAACGAAAAUUGAUUGUAUAGAGAAAACUUAAGUUGAUAUAUCAAGGGUUUUUAUAUUGUGUGGUAAUAUAAUUAUUAUUGUUUUAUCCUAUGUUAUAAGUGUAAAAUAGUGUUUUAUAUAAGUGUUUGUUGUUUUUAAAUGGGAUUUCACGAUAUAGUAUAAAAAAAAACUGAAGAGAAAUAUAUGAAAUUAUGGCGCUCUGCGAAAGUCAACUCGAUUCGGCCUUACCAUCCUUAAACAGGGACGAGUCUCCAAACAGCGAAGGAAGUCAGAAGCCGACCCCCGAAAAGAAACCCAAAAUGGAUCACAAUGGAGAAAUAUAUGGGUUGAAUCAAGUGCCUAGCGGGUUGCCACUGACCGUCGACUACCGUUCGCCAGUCUCUCACUUCGUUCCGCCCGAGCUGUACGCGCCCAGACCUAAACAAGAGCCAAUAAGCACCGCAGCGAGUUCGUACACUCCAGAGUCCAGCGAACCUCCAACGCCCGUCAAAAGGAAGCGUGGAAGACCUAGGGUCGACAAGACCAGCCCCGAGUACCUCGCAAAUCUGGCCGCACGGAAACAAGCCAAAGAAAUGGCGGCAAUGAUGAAUAAUCGGACCCCGGAAAGCGGGGAGAAACGUAAGCGUGGACGUCCACGCGUGGACAAAACGAGCCCAGAGUACCUAGCUAGAAAAAAAGCUAGGGAGUUAGAAGCGUUGGAGAGGAAAGCCAAACGAGAAUAUAAACGACGAGCUACAGGAGAUUCUGCCGCUUCGUCGUCCGCCGGAGAGACAACUCCACGGACCAAAAGAAAAUACACCAAAAGAAAUCCGAGCACUAAGAAGGAUGCAAAUCCGUCGACGGAACGCGUGAAGGGCAAGCGCGGUAGACCGCGGAAAGUGGACCAGCUCGCUGCGAACAACAAAACUCAACAACAGCCCAAGAUACGUGUAAGGAAUAAUCUGAUGCCUGAAAUAUCGGAACCGAUCACACUGGACAGCGAUGACGAGCCAGAUCUUGGCUCACCUAGCCAAGCGUCCGACUCGCUCAGUUUGGACGAAAACCUUCGAGCUCUGAGACACAUCCACGAGAAAUACGCCAAUAUUGACAAAGAUGAUUUAUAUGACACACACUUGUUGGCGGUGAACUUCAAAAAACCGCUCGACUCUCAAAGGAGGGAUGAGGACGAAGUACUCUCCGUUAGAAGCUCGGAAGGAUGUGCCUCAGUCAAAGAGUUGGAGACGCGAGUGGAGAAACUGGAGGACAGUUCCAACUCAGACUCGGACAGCAGUAGUUCCGGAUCCGAACGACGUCCGGUCCCAUCUCAAAGCACAUCUGGAUCUCGUAAUAUCAGAAGCAGCAGUUCUAGUUCGGGAUCCUCUAGUUCAUCCAGUUCAGACUCGUCGAGUUCGUCUGAUAGUUCUGAUAGUGAGUCAGAAUCUGCCGAAGAGAAACCUAAGACUGAACCACGGCCCGUCGUGAACCAUCCUGUCAAUGAGGAUGAUAGAUCAUUUGGUGAAUGGUCCAACAGCGGUGCGAUGUCGGACACCGGGUCCGAUUCGGAUCCAGAACGAUCAGCUGAUCCGGCGGCGCCGAACUCGAACGACGAGAUAAGCGAGUCGGAGAACGAAUCUGCCGACAAAAGCUUCCAAUGUCAUAUCUGUUCAAAAUGGUAUUCUACGAGGGUCACUCUCAAAAUCCAUCGUCGCGUCCAUCAAAACCGCGGCGGUGGUAACUCACGGUCGCGAGCGCGUUCUUCAGAAAGAUACGAAUGCGACUGUUGCAGCGAAACAUUUAACCGCCGCGAGAAAUUAUGGGAACACAAAGCGGAAGCGCAUCGUGGCGCCAUGACAGUACGGUGUGAAGUUUGUCGAAAAUGCUUCGAAGAUGACGCUGAAUUAGCUGCCCACGAUCGCACCCAUACCGCAGAUGAGAGGGCCGGGCGCUGCCGUGUCUGCGGGCUGACGUUUCCCCGCUACGAGCAGUUGCGGCGACACACCGUGUGCGCUCACGGAGGCAGUAGCCGCCUGCCGCACGCCUGCGCGCAGUGCGGGAAGCGGUUCUCUCACGCGCACUCACUCACGCGGCACAUGCACAACCAUACCAAGCAACUCUAUCGCUGCGUCGUGUGCAAGGCGUCAUUCGCGCGCGCAGACCAACUGGCCCAGCAUCUAAACAGCCACCUCGCGAACUACAAGCGUCUGAAGCCCUGAGCAAUAUACUACGCGUUGGGAGCAUGGAAUAUCGACACAAUUAUUAUUAUUAUAUUAUAUUAAUAUAGAGUUUUAUUUA
Spodoptera exigua (beet armyworm) is the source of this 2481-nucleotide messenger RNA. The record is from the annotation of a GenBank genome assembly. NCBI's taxonomy places the organism in Eukaryota, Metazoa, Arthropoda, Insecta, Lepidoptera, Noctuidae.